Molecule: messenger RNA, 734 nt
Organism: Diuraphis noxia (Russian wheat aphid)
Lineage: Eukaryota; Metazoa; Arthropoda; Insecta; Hemiptera; Aphididae
Product: mitochondrial inner membrane scaffold 2-like
Cellular component (GO): mitochondrion
Source: RefSeq, a predicted model, not a curated record
UUUGAAGUUCUGAGUGUAAUGAGUUUAUGACAAAUAAAUCAGAACUGAGUGAACUGACACGACGUUGGAAGUUACUCAGUUGUUCGUAAUAUUUCAAACCAUUUCAUUUUCAGUUAUCCUUUCAAGUUAAAUGUUAUAUUCUAGUGUCACGGUUAAAUUAUGUUGAAAGCUUUGAUAUCGUCUCCGAAAAUAAGCGGUCCCGGCAUUAGAGGUUUUCGUUGUAGUUCUUACUCUACCAGAUUUGUAUCGAUUCCACAACAUGGUCAAACGCGACAGUUGAACCGCUGGACUAAGCCAUCAGUACAACAUCCACCAUGGUUUUCCUUUAAUCGUUUUUGUCAUGCAAAACCGUCAGAGUUGACUCCACGUGAAAAACUGAAAAUUGCUGCUAAAGAAUACGGUUCUGUGUUAAUUGUGUUCCAUGUUGGAAUCUCAUUGAUAUCUUUGGGUUCUGUGUAUUUUUUCAUUUCCAAUGGUGUUGACGUCCAACAAUGGAUUAGUUGGAUGGGUUUCUCAAACGCAAACGAAAACACUAAAAUCGUAGCUGGAGCGAGUCAGUUUAUCAUUGCGUAUGCCAUUCAUAAAUCUUUUGCUCCUGUACGCAUUUCAAUAACGCUUAUAUCUGUACCUUUCAUUGUACGAUACCUUAGGACAAAAGGAAUAAUGAAAAUAAAAAAAUAGACUUUAAUUWUGAGAACCUAUAAAAUUGUAUAAAUGAUAAUAUUGYAUUACUA